AAAUCAUAGAAUAUCAAUCGUUAAUCUUCAUAAUGUUAAUCUCCCAAAUUACUAAUUUGUAAAAAUAUUAACAGAUUCUCUGUUAUUAAUAUAAUCUUGAAAUUAUUUUUUUACCCGGAGUGCGAGUCCGAAUUGAAGGUUGAUCCAAAGUCCACUCCUCGGCUUUCCAAUUUUUAAGUUGUUCGAAUUCGAUUCAUUUCGUGGUUUAGUUUCAGUAAUAAUUCAUCAUCAGUUGAGGUUCGAUAGGGAAUUUUCACAAAGAAAUGGCCACUUUGCAAAAGCUAUCUAGAGGUUUAUUGAGAUCAAAGAGUCGGGCGGUUUUCCUUUCCUCUAAAUUAAAUAAUUCGACUGGUUAUUCAUUUGCUUUGACUGACACACAAAAAGAAAUACAAGAUGUGGCGAGGAAAUUUGCCCGUGAAGAAAUUAUGCCUAUUGCUGCCCACCAUGAUAAAACAGGAGAAUAUCCUCAUGAAAUUGUAAAGAAAGCUUGGGAACUUGGACUCAUCAAUGGUCAUAUACCUGAAGAUAUUGGUGGAAUGAACAAUAGUGUCUUUACUGGAUGUUUGGUAGCUGAAGAACUUGGUUAUGGUUGCACGGGUAUAGCUACAGCUUUAGAAGCCACAGGAUUGGGUCAAACUCCAGUCAUUAUUGCUGGCAACAAAGAACAACAAAAGAAAUAUCUGGGACGGCUCCUUGAAGAACCUCUUCUUGCAGCUUAUUGUGUGACUGAGCCAGUGGCUGGAUCCGAUGUGGCUGGUAUCAAAACAAAAGCUGAAAAAAAGGGAGAUGAAUAUAUACUUAAUGGCCAAAAAAUGUGGAUCACAAAUGGGGGAGUUGCAAACUGGUACUUCGUAUUGGCUCGCACCAAUCCAGAUCCUAAAGCUCCUGCUAGUAAAGCUUUCACUGGUUUCAUAGUGGAGAGGGAGUGGCCUGGAGUAACACCGGGAAGAAAGGAACAAAAUAUGGGUCAGAGAGCUAGUGAUACCAGGGGUAUCACAUUCGAAGAUGUUCGAAUUCCAAAAGAAAAUGUGUUGAUUGGAGAAGGAGCUGGUUUUAAAAUUGCUAUGGGUACCUUCGACAAAACAAGACCUCCGGUUGCCUCCGCCGCCACUGGUUUGGCCCAAAGAUGUCUGGAUGAAGCAUCUAAAUAUGCCAAUGAGCGCAAGACUUUUGGUGUGCCAAUUUCCCAUCAUCAAGCGGUAGCAUUUAUUUUGGCCGAUAUGGGGGUUGGUGUUGAACUCUCCAGAUUGGCUUGGAUGAAAGCUGCAUGGGAAGUCGAUAAUGGUAAGAGGAACACUUACUCUGCUUCAAUUGCAAAAUGCUUCGCUGCUGAUGUGGCCAACAAGAAUGCUACUGAUGCUGUUCAAAUUUUCGGAGGGAAUGGAUUCAAUACAGACUAUCCAGUAGAGAAACUGAUGAGAGAUGCUAAAAUAUAUCAAAUCUAUGAGGGAACUGCACAGAUUCAGAGAUUAAUUAUUUCCAGGCAAAUAAUUGAGAGAGCUAAGGAAUUGAACUGAAAAUAUUCUUGAAAAUAAUGAAUGAAUAUCAUCGAAAAUAAUUUUUUGAAUUGUUUUUAUGAAUGAUUGAUAGUAUCAUAUUUACAACGGAAGUUUUGGCGUAAAGUUUACAAUAUUCAAUAAAUAUAUAAGUAUUUUUAUACAUAUCAGGUUGAAAUUUAAUAAAUAAUUAUGUUGA
Molecule: messenger RNA, 1695 nt
Organism: Coccinella septempunctata (seven-spotted ladybird)
Lineage: Eukaryota; Metazoa; Arthropoda; Insecta; Coleoptera; Coccinellidae
Product: probable medium-chain specific acyl-CoA dehydrogenase, mitochondrial
Exons: 10
Coding region: 264-1517 (417 amino acids)
Biological process (GO): medium-chain fatty acid catabolic process; fatty acid beta-oxidation
Cellular component (GO): mitochondrion
Molecular function (GO): medium-chain fatty acyl-CoA dehydrogenase activity; flavin adenine dinucleotide binding
Source: RefSeq, a predicted model, not a curated record